This is a messenger RNA of Lytechinus variegatus (green sea urchin), 1262 nucleotides long. Its product is annotated as alpha-1B adrenergic receptor-like. The record is from RefSeq and is a predicted model, not a curated record. Gene Ontology annotation, cellular component: membrane. The transcript has a single exon. Gene Ontology annotation, biological process: G protein-coupled receptor signaling pathway. Gene Ontology annotation, molecular function: G protein-coupled receptor activity. NCBI's taxonomy places the organism in Eukaryota, Metazoa, Echinodermata, Echinoidea, Temnopleuroida, Toxopneustidae. Bases 1 to 1017 code for a protein of 338 amino acids.
AUGAUUGGAAACUCGAUUGUAAUCCUUGCUAUCAUCGUCUCUCGCAAGCUACGAUCGACAACUAACUGGUUUGUGCUCAAUCUAGCAUGUGCUGACUUUCUGUCAAGUACUUCUCUUCCUUUCCACGUUGUAACUAUGUUGGAUAAGACAGACAGCGCUUUCCCAAACUGGUUUUGCACCUUAAUAUCCGUCAUCAGACUCACUUGCUUAUCCGUAAGCAUGAUCAUGUUGGCAAUGAUUGGAUUUACCCGUUGGUUUCUCAUCACAAAGCCACUCUAUAAAUUCAAGAAAGUCUACCGACCUCGUAAUCUAAAACUCACGAUGACUUUUUCUUGGAUAUACUCCGCAUUGUGGGUCGUCAUUCCACACUUUGCAGGUCUGGGAACGCUUGGGUUCUCAUUCCAAUUUAAAAUUUGCCAAUGGGACUCUUCUACCGAUCCAUUCAAAGAUUUCUACGCUCUUCUAGGGGGCUUUGGUGUCUUUUUCAUGUUUGCACUUGUUAUCAUCAACUACCUAUUGAUUUAUCGUUUCGUGGCCAGACACGGCAGGAAGAUGAAAGCACUCAUGAUGGGACACACCCGCAGAGAACCAGCCCAUGAUGUUUCCAUGGACAACGUUCAAGAUCAUGGAACCCCUUCGCCACCAAUGACCGACGAUCAAGAUACACAAAUGACCCAACAAUCGCAAAGUGAUGGGAUGGUAGACUCAACUAAUUCUGCCGCAACGAGAGCUGAAAAGCACGAGAAUAAGAAUCAUGCAGUGAUCAAGAAACAGUCAGUGGUUGUUACCAAGAGGCUCGCUGUCAUCGUUUUUGUUUUCUUCAUCUCUUUCAUGCCAUUCGGUAUCAGCAUUCUGGUGGCUCCGUGGCGUCCAGUGGUUCCCUGGACAUUGCCCAUCUUCUAUAUCAGCAACUGUAUCAAUCCCCUGAUCUAUGCCGGGACGAUGCCCACCUUCCGGGAAGUUAUGAGGUUCAUCAUCAAAUGUCGCUGGACCAGCAUUCCAGCUUCUAUUUUCUAAUAAGUCCAAUUAUGGAAAGGAGAAUUUAACGACAGGUUAGAUCUUCAUGAUCUUGUUUAUUUCCCCCAUGUUCUUAGAAGCGCUCCAUUAACCUGUGGUCAUCAUUGGUGGCACCAAGGGCAACCAUGGUGAACAAAGAUCCCAACUGAGAGGGAUAUGGGGAAAAUAAUGAGGGGUCUUAUAAAUUGUACAUUUUAAUUAUUACAAACCAUUAAUAGGUACUCGUUCCUCAAGUGUCUCGCAAU